This is a messenger RNA of Magnolia sinica, 1912 nucleotides long. Its product is annotated as polyol transporter 5-like. Lineage: Eukaryota; Viridiplantae; Streptophyta; Magnoliopsida; Magnoliales; Magnoliaceae. The transcript is spliced from 2 exons. The record is from RefSeq and is a predicted model, not a curated record. Gene Ontology annotation, molecular function: carbohydrate:proton symporter activity. Gene Ontology annotation, biological process: transmembrane transport. Gene Ontology annotation, cellular component: membrane. The coding region runs from base 33 to 1583 and encodes 516 amino acids.
UGCAGUGGCUAUACUCUCUCUCUCUCCAGAAGAUGGAAAAAAACAUAGCUUCUGAUGCUUCCAUGGCGCCAACGAAGAUAGAGAGGCCUCGAUGGAACAAAUACGCAUUUGCAUGCACCAUGUUAGCCUCCAUGGCCUCAAUUCUCUUGGGUCAUGAUUUUUCGGUAAUGAGUGGAGCUGCACUGUUCAUCAAGGAUGAUCUUAAGCUAAGCGAUACCAAGAUAGAAAUACUGAUGGGAAUUCUCAAUUUCUACUCUGUGGUCGGGUCCACCCUUGCCGGAAGAACAUCUGAUUGGAUUGGCCGGCGAUAUACACUCAUCUUUGCCGCCGUGAUCUUCUUUGUGGGCGCAUUGGUGAUGGGCCUUGCACCUAACUAUGCAGUCCUCAUGUUCGGAAGGUUUGUGGCUGGUGUGGGUGUGGGCUAUGCUUUGAUGAUUGCACCGGUCUACACUGCUGAGGUUGCACCCGCCUCAUGUCGAGGCUUCCUCACCUCCUUCCCGGAAGUCUUCAUCAAUGUAGGACUCUUGAUUGGAUACAUAUCAAAUUUUGCCUUUGCCAAGCUCCCAGAACACAUCAGUUGGAGAUUGAUGCUUGGGGCUGGAGCAGUGCCACCGAUCUUCUUAGCCGUUGGAGCUCUUGCCAUGCCAGAAUCACCACGAUGGUUGGUCAUGCAAGGCCGGCUUGGUGAAGCGAGACGGGUUCUGGCUAAGACCUCCGAUAGUGAGAAAGAGUCUGAGAUCCGACUCUCAGAGAUCAAGGAAGCAGCCGGAAUCCCAGAGCAUUGCACCGAUGACGUCGUCCAAGUGUCCAAGCGUAAUCACGGGGAAGGUGUGUGGAAGGAGCUGUUGAUUAGGCCAAAACCAUCCGUCCGUCGGAUCCUAAUCGCGGCAGUUGGGAUCCAUUUCUUACAACAAGCUUCCGGCAUCAAUAUCGUGGCCCUCUACAGCCCUAGAAUAUUUGAGAAGGCUGGAAUUAAGACAAGGAAUGGCCUUCUAGGAGCAACUGUAGCCGUUGGAUUUACCAAAACUAUCUUCAUCUUGGUUGCAACAUUCCUUCUGGACAAGAUCGGAAGGCGACCACUCCUACUGAGUAGUUUAAUUGGUAUGAUCAUUUCACUCUUAGGAUUAGGGUUUGGGUUGACAAUGAUCAAUCAAUAUCCUGAGAAGAAGCUCAUCUGGGCGAUCGGCCUCUCCAUUGCGACAGUCCUAUCUUUCGUGGCAUCCUUCUCAAUCGGGCUGGGCCCGCUUGCAUGGGUGUAUGGCCCAGAGAUCUUACCGCUGAAGCUGCGAGCUCAGGGCAUGAGCUUGGCGGUGGCGGCGAACUGUAUAAUGAGUGGGGUGACCACAAUGACAUUUCUAUCACUGUCCAAAGCCAUCACAAUAGGUAGGACCUUCUUCCUGUUUGCUGGAGUGGCGAUGUUGUCAUGGAUCUUCUUCUACACCUUCUUGCCGGAGACUCGAGGCAGAACCCUAGAAGAGAUGGAGAGCCUCUUUGUUAAGCCUAAGGACAAGAAGGAGCGAGACAAUCCCCAUGUUGAGUUAGGGAAUGGUAGAGGAACAAUCAACGGUCAUGAUCAGCCGUGAAGGACCCCAACCUUGUUAACUUGGCCCACUACUGUUAGUGGUAGUAAGUCCCGUAGACAAGAUACGACUACGAGAAAAGCACUUCGAACCAAAAAAAAAAAAAAAGUAACUGAGACUGGGUGAGAAUGCCCGAUCUAGUGCACUUACGUCUCAAGUGAAACAAAAAAAAAAUGAACACGUGUUUAAGAUCGGAGUCGCUCAUCAAGCUAUACCUACUUUACAAAUACCACCUCUAAAACUAUUCUAAGUUAAUCAGCAAGUGAAUUACACACGUACAUAUAAUCUGUACCGUUAUUCAGUAUUCUCUAAUGGAUUGUAUAUUUUGUGCA